Molecule: messenger RNA, 3238 nt
Organism: Panicum hallii
Lineage: Eukaryota; Viridiplantae; Streptophyta; Magnoliopsida; Poales; Poaceae
Product: putative pentatricopeptide repeat-containing protein At1g68930
Exons: 1
Coding region: 1-2244 (747 amino acids)
Biological process (GO): RNA modification
Molecular function (GO): protein binding; RNA binding; zinc ion binding
Source: RefSeq, a predicted model, not a curated record
AUGACCCGCCCGCUCUGCAACCACUACGCCGCCCUCCUCUCCUCCACCGCCGGCGGACGGAGCGGGGCGCACGUGGCCAGCGCAGUUCACUGCCUCAUCCUCAGGACGCUUCCGCACCCGCCGCCCGUCCACCUCCUCAACCACCUGCUCACCGCCUAUGGCAAGGCCGGCCGCCACGCGCGCGCGCGCCGCCUGUUCGACGCAAUGCCCCACCCCAACAUCUUCACCUACAACGCGCUCCUCACCACGCUCGCACACGCCAGGCUCCUCGGCGACAUGGACGCGCUCUUCGCGUCCAUGCCGGAACGCGAUGUCGUCUCCUACAACGCGCUCAUCGCCGGCUUCUCCGGCGCCGGCUCGCACGCGCGGGCGGCUGGGGCGUACCGCGCGUUGCUCCGGGAGGACACCGCCAUCAGGCCUAGCAGGAUCACGAUGUCAGCCAUGGUCAUGGCGGCGUCGGCCUUGGGCGACCGCGCCCUCGGUAGGCAGUUCCAUUGCCAGAUUCUGAGGCUUGGAUUUGGGGCGUACGCUUUUGUCGGGAGCCCGCUGGUAGAUAUGUAUGCCAAGAUGGGCCUCGUCGGGGAUGCCAAGCGGGUCUUCGACGAACUGGAGGGCAAGAACGUCGUGAUGUACAACACCAUGAUCACUGGGCUGCUCCGCUGCAAGAUGGUUCAAGAGGCGAGGCGGUUGUUCGAGGUGAUGACGGACAGGGAUUCCAUUACUUGGACCACCAUGGUUACGGGAUUGACGCAGAAUGGGUUGGAGUCCGAGGCUCUGGAAGUGUUCAGGAGGAUGAGGGUACAGGGAAUCGCCAUUGAUCAGUACACCUUCGGAAGCACCCUUACGGCCUGUGGCGCCCUUUCAGCCUUGGAACAGGGGAAACAGAUCCAUACCUACACAAUCAGGACUUGUUACGAUGAUAAUGUCUUUGUUGGGAGUGCGCUUGUUGACAUGUACUCAAAAUGCAGGAGCAUCAGACUGGCAGAAACUGUUUUCAGGAGGAUGACCUUCAGAAACAUCAUCUCAUGGACUGCGAUGAUUGUUGGAUACGGACAGAAUGGAUGCAGCGAGGAGGCUGUGAGGGCCUUCUCGGAGAUGCAAAGAGACGGUGUUGAUCCUGAUGACUUCACCCUUGGAAGUGUAAUAAGUUCUUGCGCUAACCUAGCAAGCCUGGAGGAAGGUGCUCAGUUCCACUGCCUAGCUCUUGUUUCAGGAUUGAUGCCGUAUAUCACAGUGUCCAAUGCACUGGUUACCUUGUACGGCAAGUGUGGCAGCAUUGAGGAUGCACACAGAUUGUUUGAUGAGAUGUCGUUUCACGAUCAGGUCUCCUGGACAGCCCUUGUGUCUGGGUAUGCUCAAUUUGGGAAGGCAAAAGAAACUAUUGAUUUGUUUGAGAAGAUGUUAUCUAAGGGUGUGAAGCCUGAUGGGGUAACAUUUAUUGGCGUCCUUUCUGCCUGUAGCCGUGCUGGAUUUGUAGAGAAAGGCCGCAGCUACUUUUAUUCCAUGCAGAAGGACCAUGGUAUUGUGCCCAUAGAUGAUCACUACACCUGUAUGAUUGACUUGUAUAGCAGAUCAGGGAGGUUAAAAGAAGCUGAGGAGUUCAUAAAGCAAAUGCCGAUGCGCCCUGAUGCAAUUGGAUGGGGCACAUUGCUGAGCGCUUGCAGGUUGCGUGGUGACAUGGAAAUCGGCAAAUGGGCUGCUGAGAACCUCUUAGAGAUGGAUCCCCAGAACCCUGCUAGCUACGUGUUGCUGUGCAGCAUGCAUGCUGCUAAAGGUCAAUGGAAUGAGGUUGCCCACCUAAGGCGUGGAAUGAGGGACAGGCAAGUGAAGAAGGAGCCAGGCUGUAGCUGGAUCAAGUAUAAGAAUAAAGUUCACAUCUUUUCAGCUGACGACCAGUCUCACCCCUUCUCCAAGGGGAUUUAUGAAAAGCUCGAGUGGCUCAACUCCAAGAUGGUUGAAGAAGGAUACAAACCUGAUGUCAGUUCAGUGCUGCAUGAUGUGGCAGAUGCUGAUAAGGUUCACAUGCUCAGCCAUCACAGCGAGAAGCUUGCAAUUGCCUUUGGAUUAAUGUUUGUUCCACAGGAAAUGCCAAUUCGUAUCGUCAAGAAUCUACGGGUUUGCUUAGAUUGUCACAAUGCUACCAAGUUCAUAUCUAAGAUAACUGGCCGUGAUAUUCUUGUGAGGGAUGCUGUCAGAUUCCACAAGUUCAGCAAUGGCCUAUGCUCUUGUGGAGACUUCUGGUGAUGGCAGUCUUUCUGGUUCUGACCAUUCAUCCAAGUGUGAAGUUUGACUGGGAAUUAUUGAUGAGCAAAAUGAAACAGAUAGUUGAGUGAAGCCUGAAGCCAAACAUAGAUUGCAUAUUGUGAAGCUGAAAUUAGUAACUGAUCAUGUUCCUUGGCUAUCCAGGGUUGAAAGAGGUGUGUUAAUGUUGCCAUGAUUGUGUCCUUCUGGAAGUUCAUUGGUUUUGGUCUUAAAUCAGCUUCCUCAUUGUCGGUGGUUAUGCCUUUUGACAACCUAGGUGUGAAGCUGCUGUCCGCUAUGUCAUACAGAGCAUCCUCUUAGGAGCUUGUCGAAGGUACUGAAUGAUUUUUUUAUCAACUCAAGUCACAGUUACAAAAGAUACGAAAGAGUAGAGGGUUAGGUUAACUGACAAGCAACUUCUCAUUACAUAAUGAGACUGUUACACAAACUGUGACCCAGCUGAUUCUCAGAAAGAACGGCACAAGCACAACUUCCUGAAUAGAAUGCCAUCUCUGAUAUGGCUGAGAGUGUAUCUAGCUGUAUGAUCUUCAUUUCUGAAAUCUUUCGAAUUUCUACUUAUCCUGAUCUGCCAAAGAACAGAGGCCAUAAUUGUGGUGGGCUUCAGAGAUGUGUGCAGGCUGGUAAAUGCAUGUACCAAUUACUCCGAGUCUUGGGGAUUUGCAGCAAGCGUCCAUGACUGAUGAAUCAGCAAAACAACUCAAUUGAUUUGGAAUGUAGGUUGGUGAGCCUGACGACACAUUGCAUUUGCCUUUUGAUUAGUAAAUUGCAUCGUUUGUCAGUUGCGUCUUGAUCCUGUAAUCCACAUGGUGUCAUGUGGAGCCGGAAGUAUUCCCAGGGCAGGAAGAAGGCCAGCCAGGCGCAAGCUUGAAGACAUGCCGAUGAGGCAUAUUAGUCAUCUAUAAGCAUUAGAUUAAUUGGUUUAGAUAUUCAGUUUGUUAGAGAUGUGGAGGAUUUGGUUUUGUUGAGAGAUUGAGAG